Molecule: messenger RNA, 4817 nt
Organism: Chelonia mydas (Green sea turtle)
Lineage: Eukaryota; Metazoa; Chordata; Testudines; Cheloniidae
Product: vesicle-associated membrane protein 2
Exons: 5
Coding region: 159-512 (117 amino acids)
Biological process (GO): SNARE complex assembly; vesicle fusion; vesicle-mediated transport
Cellular component (GO): SNARE complex; plasma membrane
Molecular function (GO): SNAP receptor activity; syntaxin-1 binding
Source: RefSeq, a predicted model, not a curated record
GUAGCUUAUGCCUACCACUCCUAUCUCAGUAACAGUGCCUACAAUACUAAGAGACUGGUUGCAUCAGAAGCAGAGCUGGAAAGCCAUCUUUGCUAGCUGCUGAGAGUGAGAGAAACAGCUGAACCUUAGGACAUCCACAGACUGUCUGACCGAAAACAAUGUCAGCCCCAGUUCCCACCCAAGGUGCCGGAGGUUCCACAAUUUCCGGGGCAGGAGGGCCUCCACCCCCCACCAAUGUGACCAGUAAUAGAAGACUGCAACAGACACAAGCUCAGGUCGAUGAGGUGGUGGACAUCAUGCGAGUGAAUGUAGACAAGGUUCUAGAAAGAGACCAAAAGCUUUCAGAGCUUGACAACCGGGCAGAUGCAUUACAAGCUGGUGCCUCACAGUUUGAAACUAGUGCAGCUAAAUUGAAGAGAAAAUACUGGUGGAAAAACUGCAAGAUGAUGAUCAUCCUUGGUGUAGUAUGUGCAGUCAUUCUUAUUGUAAUUAUAAUUUAUUUCUGCACUUGAAAAGGCAACGAGGGGAAGGCUUGGCAUGGCUUGGUUCAUCUUUUCUGAUAUUCUCUUAUUGAACUCUGCUUUUUAAUUCCUGGUGUCUUGGGGAAUUUUGCCUGUUAUAAUCCGUAAGCAUUCAGUGUAGUGUGUUUGGUAUUAUACUGUUUCCACAUGAAACUGUACCAGCUAAAUACUGCCAAGUAAUUCCAUGUAUUGUCUUAUCAUUGUGUCUUAAAAUGCAUCCACAAUGACCUUCAGAAACUGUAAUAUAUGAAAAGCAUCCUACACUUUUCAGAAUCAUAAGAGAACAGUUAUAGGGAAAGUCCUUUACUUUAAAAGGACACUGUCAUGUAGUUUAGGCCCAAAAUUAAGAUUUUUAUUAAAUAGUAGGGCCAAAAUCGUCAAACUUGACGGCCUAAAUUAGGCUUCAAAAUCCAUAUCUAAACACACAAAUAAAUGUGGCCUGAUUCAUCUAGAGCACCUGCUAAUUCUGUUUUAGUCAAUGGGAGCUGCAGAUGUUUAAUGAAUCUGAAUGUCAAAUUAUUUGUAUUUAGGUGUCUAAAUAUGGACUCUGGAGCCUAAUUUUAGGCACCCAGGUUUGAAACUAUUUGGUCUAGGUUUUGUACAACUACAGGAAUGCUUUCCUGGAUUUAAACUUUCCAUUUGGUUGUUUCCUAUACAAACCCUGUGGCAGCAUGGUAGUGUAUGAGAACCAGAAGGAGAACUGGAUGAGAAGCAAGAAUGACACUGACAAGAAAACAAUCAUAAAUAACCAAAAAAAACCUUAGAUUGUUAAUAAGCCAAGAUGGCAGCCCUCAGAUUUAUGGUUAAUGUAUGGCACUUGAACCCCAGUUCUGCAAACACUUAUGCCCAUGUUUAACUUUAAGCACAUGAGUAAUCUUACUGAAGUCAGGGGGCUCUGCACAGUUACAGGGAUAUGCCCAUAUGCAUCAAUUUGCAGGAUUGGGGUGCCUUUUUUCAUGGAAUCUCACCAAAUGAACCAUUUGAAAAUCAAUCAAUGGGAGAUUGUGGGUGUGAAUUGUGGCAGGGAGGACCCAUGAAAGAACAGUUCUUUUAUAAAGUGGUCCAUGGAAUGAAAAUGUCACAGAACUGCUAUCUGAGGCACUGUUAUUAGUAACACAAGUAAGGCAAUCUAUACAGUCUUAAACUGACAGCAUCCCCUUUUUAAAAGGGCUCUGUUGAGAUAUUUUUUAUACUUUUUUAAAACUCACUGUUUGUAUUCUCAAAAAAAAAAAAAAAAGGAGGACUUGUGGUACCUUAGAGACUAACAAAUUUAUUUGAGCAUAAGCUUUCAUGAGCUACAGCUCACUUCAUCGGAUGCAUGAGCUGUAGCUCACGAAAGCUUAUGCUAAAAAAAAAUGUGUUAGUCUCUAAGGCCACAAGUCCUCCUUUUCUUUUUGCGAAUACAGACUAACACGGCUGCUACUCUGAAACCUGUUUAUAUUCUGUUUACAAUGGCCCUUGUUGCUUAUGGAAGUUUGAAACUGAAAUAGAUUUUCAUUUCAAAUUUUUUCCCAUUGUCCACACACACACACACACACACACUGGUCUGUUGUUAUAGGGUUGCUCACAAGCAGUGAGCUUCUGGCUUUGUAUUAGGAUUUUUUAAGCACUGAAUAAUUUGUUUAGAAGAAGGAGGGAUUACUAUCCAGAGAGAAUGAUAUUGGUUUUUGUUUUCAAACAAAUGUAACAAAUACAAAUAAAGAUGUGUCAAAUUUGGAGCCUAAUGAUCCUGACAGGAUCCACGUAGAGUGAUAAUUGAUAACUUUUCCGCAGGAUUUUGAAAGGGUAACUGUUGGCAUAAAUACCAGAAGAAGUAUUUGGUUUUUGGUUUUUAUCUUUGGCUGCCAUAGACAAAAUUUGUAAAUGUAUCGAUACACCUGUAAAUAUUCUCAUUGUAAACCAUCAUUAAAUAUGGUGUUAGAGAAAACCCAAAACAGACAGUUAAGCCAAUCAGUAUAUAUACACUAACGUGACAUUGUAAUGGACGUACAUACAAAUUGUGCUUAAGCAGAAUUCUGAAGAGAAAAUAAGCAAUGGCUAGUUGAAAGGCUCUAGUUACUUUAUUUUUUGCUGUCUAUUUAUUGCUUUAUUUUUACAUGUUCCAUAUGACAAAGAAAUAGCAGAUCCCCACAGCCUUAAUGAAAUGGAAAUGUCAUUUUGAAAGCUACUAAUGUAUUACUGGGCAUAAUGAUAUGUCCUGCUUACUUCAAUCUUGUGAGGGAAUAAAUGCACAAACUCCAAAAGCUCAUUGACUAGGGAUAGAACGUUUGUUUACUCUAAAGUAAUUAAGGGCCUGAUCUUGUGAGGUGCUGAGUGCCAUUCCCAUUGACUUGGCAGCCUGCAGGAUAGGGGACUUGCAGAAAAAGGCUAAGCAGUCCAACUUGAAAACUUUUUUUAACCAGCAAAACAAUUGUCUGGCUCUUGUAAAAAAAUAACUGCCACUCUAACAUUUAGUAGUACAUUACUCCCUAUGUAAACUGAUUUAUUUCCAUGAGACUGCUAAAAGCUUGUAUAGAGGAGGGAAAUUUGCACUAGUGUAAUUAUGUCUAUGUAGCUAUACGAGCGAAAACCGCUAAUGCGGCCACACUGCCUUGGUGCAACACAUGGCUUGCACUGGUGCAGAACAUCUACACUGAAGGUAACUAAAUAGGGGCAACCCCCCAUCCUGAAUACACAGGCCUAACUUACUGCUCACUGUGAGUAAGGAGAGCAGAAUUAGCCUCUCUAGGUUCUCAAUUAGGGGUACUCAUACCCUGGAGAAUGCAGAGGUCUUCCCUGGGGUACAUCAGUUCAUCUAGAUAUUUGCCUAGUUUUACAGCAGGCUAUAUUAAAAGCACUUGUGAUGUCAGUACAAUCUAAAAUUUCAUAUGCACAAUGACUUGUUUAUACUGCUCUCUAUAUAAGGCUAUGAUUUUGGUAUGAGUAUUUUUAUUAAAAGUCAUGGAUGGGAUGCAGGCAAUAAAUAAAAUCACAGAAACGUACACAGAGCUGGCGUUUGGGGAUAGCAAGCAGGGCAACUGCCCAGAGCCCCUUGCCACAGGGGGCCUUGCAAAGCUAAAUUAUGGGCAGCGGGCCUCGAGCUUUGGCUUCACAAGUGAAAAACAGACUCAUGUGUCACUCUGAAAUGUAAGUACAAUAUUUAUAUCCCAAUCGAUAUAUUUUAUAAUUAUAUGGUAAAAAUGAGAAGGUAACAAUUUUCCAGUAAUAGUGUGGCAGUGACACUUCUGAAUUUUUAUGUCUGAAUCUGUAAGCAAGUAGUUUUUAAGUGAGGUGAAACUUGGGGUAUGCAAGACAAAUCAGCCUCCUGAAAGGGGUAUUGUAGCCUGGAAAGGUUGAGAACCACUACUCUAGGGAAAGCUGUAGAUCUAAAGGUUAACAAAUCCCAGCUAGGGACAGAACCAAAGUAGGAACUUUAGGGGAGGGUGGAGAAGGGGAGCUGGGUAGCUCAGGCACAUUGCAAGAUCCAACUAGAAAAUCCUGACUGACAUGUAUUUCCAGGAUUGCAGAAUGUGCACUUGCUCUCCUUUGGGCCUUGUGUGGAGGUGCCCUGUAUCUCCUAAGUAGUGUACUGUAAUGUAUACUACUUAGGAGAUACAUUACAGUAUCCAUUACUUAGGCUACAUCUCUUAGGAGAUACAUUACUUGCUAGAGCUCAGAGCUUAUCUACAAGGGGAGAAAUUAACCAAUUUAGCUAUUUUGGAAUGACAUCUAUAGCUAUUCACGUAUAAAUGAGCUAUUCUGGAAUAACGCCCCCCAGGUAGACCAUCUGUUCCAGAAGAAAAGUGAUUUAUUCCAAAAUAAUUACUUAGCUUUGAAAGUGGAGUAAUUAUUCUGGAAUAAAGUCAUUUUUUAUUUUGGAUUAGAGUGAACCCCUGGGCAGAUACUCUGGAAUAACUAUGCCGAUCAGUUUCCUCACAUGGAGAAGCCCUCAGCAAAUAAUUCACAGUGAACAGUUUAUCCACAAAAUGUCUCUUCUUGUGUCUUGCAAAAUGCCUGCAAACAGUUAAAAAUGUCCUCACCUUUGGUAAUUAAAUAUAUUAAAUGAAUGUUUUUAACUCUAUGGAUUCAUCAUGAAUAAGUCACUUGUGACUAUUUGACCCUUGCUAUUUGUGCUGUACUGGCUAGUUGUGAUUGGUAAGAUAAGUCACACAGUAAUGUUUCUAUUCCAUGACCUGGAUGAGUGAGCAAGUACCUCCUUCCCUGCCCAGCUCAUCUUCACAGCUUACAGAAAGGAACUGCUGAAUGGCUUCCAAAUUGGGGGGGGGGGGGGAGGGUGAAGUUGCUCAGUCAGUGGUA